AUUUAGUAGGCAACCUGUCACAUAUCCAGAUGGAGUGCGUCAUGAGCAGCGCGCGAGAGGAUGCGCGCACGGGCAUAAGUGGAGACAUCAGUGCGCAAUGCCUGUGAGGAGGAUGCUGAAAUCGACCUAAGUGCCAGGGAUACCGUAGGAUUUCACAGAUUUAUUUUCGUACAGAAUGAAAAGGAAAUGAUUUGAUAAACUUAUCAGCAGCCUCCAGCUCUGCGUUUUCGCCAUGGUGGAGUUGGAUCCUGUUGUUUGGAACUUUACGCUCAAAUUGGACAAUGGAUCAAACACUAAUGAGAAUGUAUCUGGAUAUUCAGGUGAUGAUUAUUAUAAUAUUGUUCACCUCACGGAAACCAAAAUCCUUCCCGCGUUUGUUGGAUUUCUGUGCUCCACUGGACUUGUUGGAAAUGUUCUCGUCCUGGUCACUAUUUUAAGGUCAGCCAAAAAGACAGUACCAGAUGUGUAUGUGGGUAACUUGGCUGUAGCCGACCUGGUUCACGUGACCGUCAUGCCCUUUCUGAUUCACCAGUGGGCACGUGGAGGACACUGGGUCUUUGGCAGCACCCUCUGCAAAAUCAUCACCUCUCUGGAUAACUGCAACCAGGUGGCAUGUGCUGCAGUCAUGACUGCUAUGAGUCUGGACAGAUACCUGGCCCUUGUUCACCCAUUUCGCCUGUUGAGCCUCAGAACCAGAUCGAGGACAAUUCGUAUUAACCUCUUCGUAUGGGCGGCCUCCCUCUUAAUGGUUUUCCCAGCCUGGAUCCACUCCAAAGUGAUCCGCUUUAGGGAUGGACUGGAGAGCUGCUCACUGAACCUGGUCUCUCCUAAAGAGGUGCUCUGGUACACACUCUACCAAACCGUGACCUCUUUCUUUCUGCCAUUACCUCUAAUUUUCACCUGCUAUAUACUGAUUCUGUGUUACACCUGGAAGAUGUAUCGCAAGAAUAAAAAGGCUCACAGGUAUAGCACUAGCCUGCCUCGAGAACGUAUCGUCCGCCUCACUAAAAUGGUUCUAGUUCUUGUGGCUGUUUUCCUGGUCAGUGUCGGGCCCUAUCACGUGCUCCAGCUUGUUAACCUGAGUGUACCUCGUCCAUCAUUAGCAUACCAUACCUGCUACUACCUGUCGGUGUGCCUGAGCUACGCAGCCAGCAGUAUAAAUCCCUUCAUCUACAUUCUGUUUAGCGGACAUUUUCGCCACAGACUGGUUUGUCGGGACACACCCAGCAUGCCGAGUGUGGAACGGGAGAUUCAUCCACGCUCCAGUUUUUAAUCCCACAAUGAAACACAGUCAACACUCCAAAAAAGUAGCAGGUGCACAAAUGUUUUCUCGGGGCUGUUGCAAAGAAAGGGUAAAAAAAGGAUGUUUAAAACGUGUGCAUGUUUAAUAUGCAUGGUUGCUCUUUUUGCAGCAGACCUAUGUUUUUAUGUUGCUUGGGUUUAUUGUGCAUUGUGAUGUUGUUGCUCCCUCUACUGUUUCUUUUGAGUAAUUGUUUUCACAGCAGCAUCCCUGCAUGUCAAGUUUGCUUUAAAAAAUAAAGUUUUGAAGGGGGAUUUCAUAGUGCAUUAUUUUAUAGUGUGCACAAAGAAAAUAAACAUUUAAAAACAUAAUAAUAUUAACAGUGUUUAAGGACAAAUAAAUUAUUUAUGCCAUUAUUUAUGCUUACAAUUAAUGGUACAGUAUUUUUAUAUUUUUAUUUAUAAGUUGAUGUUAAAUGUUUUGCAGUUUUCUCUAUUGUUACAUGCUUUUGUUCCAGUUUUUAAAAGAAAAAACUGUGUAAGAAUUCACUAUGUUAAGAAAACUGCAAAUGUACACUGCAGUAAUAAUGAAGCUGAUGGCAUCUGAUCAGUAUAAAGUGUAAGGUCAUUGACCAUACAGGCAGAGACUGAGGGAUCUGCUGCCAGCUUAGCUCAAAAAUUGGGAUCAAUAUUUAGACCAGACCAGAGACAGACAGGGUUCGCGUCUGACCUGAAGCAUGCCUGUCAGCAAUGGCUGGAAACUCAACCCCCAUGCUUGCCAAAAGGAAAAGACCAAUUCAUGCAUACAAAUACUUGUCAAUAACAGUGUUUCAGUGUCAACAUAGCCUGUUGUCACCAUGCAUUUCAACAGUAUUCGAUAAAAUAUUUCACAAACUGUUAUUGAAAGUGAUUCAGUGAAGCAAUACAUCGCAAUUGACCGAGUUUUGUUUUAUUUGCUGACAUGUUAAUUUAAUGUAAUCCUGUAUAGAUAAAAAGGUAAACAUUUUUGUCUCUGUUUAUAAUAUAGAGGCCUUAAGCCCAAGAUCCACACUCUGUUCCAUUUCAACUUUUGUUUAAAAAAAAUAUUUUUUCUAUUUACCACAUUAUUCUGGACUAUGCAAGUGGUGACGGUCUGCUGUGGGCAGUCUGACAUUGUUUGACCUUGUUUGCAUUUGAUACAUAUGGUAUACCUUGUUACUUCCACCCCAACUGUUUAGCAGCCUUACAACAAUGGUACUUGACCUAUUCUACUGCUAUUAACACCAACACAAAAGUGAACUUCAUUGUAAAUAUGAGCUAAAUGUAGAAAUGUAUUUCAUCUUAUGUUUUCUUGAAAUUUUUACUUGAAAUCCAUGCGUAUGUAUUAAUAUAAUUAGUAUUUGCUGUAGUAAAUUAAUUUAAAUAUUAUUUAUUUCCAAUAGUGUUUAUGUACAGGUGAGAACUGAAUGCAUUUUUCCUAUUUAUUUCACUGUGAAAUAAAAUCUACUUUCAUGCA
Paramisgurnus dabryanus is the source of this 2734-nucleotide messenger RNA. The record is from RefSeq and is a predicted model, not a curated record. Lineage: Eukaryota; Metazoa; Chordata; Actinopteri; Cypriniformes; Cobitidae.